CUAUAGUCACGCGUGAGAUUUUUCUUUGAAAAUAUAAUGGUAUUUCUUGCAAGUCAGUUAUCCGCGGAAGAGGAAGAAAUACGUCGAAUUUUAAUUUCAAUUAUUUGCCUUUACGGCAGUGAAGGUUUGCCGCUAGAAUGGGUUGAUCAAGAAUUUUUUAAAAGUUGCGGCUUUCCCAUACCAUACCAAAAAUUUGGGGCUGAGAGUUUAAAAACUUGGUUAAUAACGCUCCCAAAUGUAUAUAUUGUAAAAGAUCUGGAUGGCAAUGAGGUUUUAGUGGAGUACAGCCCCAAAUCACAGCAUAUAAAAGAUAUGGUUUUGAAACAACGAAAUGGACAUAGACCGCCGAUAAAUAGAAAAAAUUCAGAAUGCAAUAACUUAAGGUCCUAUAAAACUAAAAGACGCUUGAAUAGCAAAAAUUUACCUGAAGGCUCGUUUAUUCAUACAUCAAUUAAUAAUGCAUCUACUAUUGAUAUGGAUAGAUACGAAAAAUUUGAGGAACUGGAAUCAAUGCUUCCGUUAUUUUACAAGCAUCAGGCACUUGGGGAUGACUUUUUCUUGGAUAUCGCUGAUAUGAAAUUAGGGUAUUAUGUACCUGAGAGAGGUCCUAAAACAUGCGGAUUAUGUUCAUCUGGCCAAACAAUAACAGCUUUAACAGAGAAAGUGCGAAUUGCUGCACAUCUGGCUCCGAGGGUAGUCGUCAUGAUUGGAUUUCAGGAUCUACUUCUGGGCCAUAAUAUACACACCAUGAUAUCAGAUUUAAGAGAAUUAAUUAUUGAAUUAAAAAAGAAAAAUACGCGCGUGACUCUUAUAACACUGAUUCCAUCCCCGAAAAUGCCAAAAAAUCCGUGGUAUAAAACAAGACAGGAUAUUUAUAACAGAGCAUUGCUGGAUUAUGCUAUGGACCCCGUUUUGAAGUGCAAUGUAAUCGACAUGGACACGAUUUUUAGAAAAGAAGCCCAGACAUUUAAACAAAAUUUUGGUCGAUGGUAUAAAAUUUCAAAAAACGAUCCGUAUCAGGUAUUUUCUGAUUAUGGGCGAAAAACAUUUUUGAAGGCUUUGAAACUGUGUUUAAAGGAACAAAUUGAAUAUGGGCACUAAUAAAUUUUUUGUGUGUUGUUUUUUGUGUCGUCGUUAACUUAAAAUUGAUUUAAAGUCUUAUUAAAUCAAUUUUUCUUUGUUAUGUUUGAUUAUUUGUGUUUAAUAAAACAGCUAUGGUACCAUGCGUAAAACUGCUUACCAUACGUUGCUUUAUUAUGUUUGUGUCAACGGUAUUUAUUUUUUCAGUGUGACAAGGACAUCUGUGAUAUUUGGAAUAGAUUAUAGGGUAUUGUUAAUGCAACCACAACACUUUUAAGAUUAUUAGUAACUAGUUAGGAUUAUUAAUAUUAGAUAAUUUUAAGCCGAUUUAUGUAGUUUUUUUUGUUAAAUGUAAGUACUACCAUUG
Molecule: messenger RNA, 1447 nt
Organism: Cylas formicarius (sweet potato weevil)
Lineage: Eukaryota; Metazoa; Arthropoda; Insecta; Coleoptera; Brentidae
Exons: 5
Coding region: 37-1101 (354 amino acids)
Source: RefSeq, a predicted model, not a curated record